AUGAAGAAAACAACACAAGUUUUUAUUCUUCUAUGUUUGCUUCAUGUACUUCUAUGUCUCUCCUCUCAGAUUCGUGUCACAGAGGCUAGACUCAGUCACCUAGGUGAGAGUCGGUCACUGAUAGCGAAGAAACCAAGCAUAUGCGUGAAACCCUCACCACCAUGUCGAGCUCCUCUGAGAAGUGGAAGUGUUUUACAAGUUAUUUGUGGGAGUACUUACGAUAACAACAAACGCCGUAUGCUCAGCCGUCUUAGCUCAGUGGUUCAUGUCACACAAGCUAGACUCCGUCACCUAGGUAAGGCCGCUGUGAUAUGCACAAGACCUCCACCACCAUGUGGAGAUUCUCCCAAGUCAAGUGGAGCUACGAGAAACAAAGAUAAGCCUUGUAACACCAUUAAAAGACCUCCUCCUCCUAGUUGCUCUUGA
This is a messenger RNA of Microthlaspi erraticum, 426 nucleotides long. NCBI's taxonomy places the organism in Eukaryota, Viridiplantae, Streptophyta, Magnoliopsida, Brassicales, Brassicaceae. The record is from the annotation of a GenBank genome assembly.